AUGAUGUUCCGUAAAGCCGGUCUUCCUACUCCACGAGCACCAGAAGGUAGAAGCAAUACCAGUAACCAGUCUUUGGUUGUCAAUCGUCAAAGAGAUCGAUACCCUAAUGAAGCUGUUUUAAGCUUCGAUGUCACUUUUCUGAAACUUGGGAAUAACUCGCUGCUUAUUACUGGAAUCUAG
Molecule: messenger RNA, 180 nt
Organism: Cotesia congregata
Lineage: Eukaryota; Metazoa; Arthropoda; Insecta; Hymenoptera; Braconidae
Source: the annotation of a GenBank genome assembly